This is a messenger RNA of Labeo rohita (rohu), 2042 nucleotides long. RefSeq names its product mucin-2. The transcript is spliced from 8 exons. NCBI's taxonomy places the organism in Eukaryota, Metazoa, Chordata, Actinopteri, Cypriniformes, Cyprinidae. The coding region runs from base 144 to 2042 and encodes 632 amino acids. The record is from RefSeq and is a predicted model, not a curated record.
AUGUGGACGGAUCAAAUUCUCUCAACUCUUGGACUGUGGAAUUUAGCUCAGAAAUAUAAGAAAAUUAUUAAAGAUUUAUUUCCAAAGCCUGUAUAAAACAAGAUAUAAUAUGUGUCCCUAACAAGUCGCAGUCUUUGGGAAUUAUGUCUCGACAAAAGCAGAAUUUGCUGUGGCUGUUGAUCAUCUGUUGUUCUACGUGCCAGAUAACCUCAGAAAAACUGAUAAUCCAAGUCGAAUCGACAGAUGAAUGUUUCUGGAACGAAAGUAACUCACCAUAUCCAGAUAUAAAAUGGAAAUGUCUGACAGCUCAUGAACCAAUAGGUCAGACUGUCAGACUAAAUAUCUCUUCUCUUGGACAAUGCAGAUCAUACAGUUUCAACAUAACAAAACAGGCGGAGCAAUAUGAAUUAAGAAUGAAUGACCUGGUUGAAGGCAUAAAACUAUGGUUAUUUACAAAUGAUAAUUGUCUGUCAGCAGUUCUGAAUUCAUCAGAAAUUGAGACUUGUCAGGCACAGGGUGGCAUAAUGAGCAUCAGCAACAUAAAUCUACAGACAGGAUGUCAGAACAUCGGUCCUGUUGAUCCUGAAGAGAAAUGUAGAAACGCCCAAUAUAACAAUGAUAUAUGCAGUGGGAAAGAAGGAAACAGAUACAUUCUAUGUUUAAAUGAGAGUGAAUGGAUGUGUGUGACCUGCAUUAAUGGAAGACCAACCACCACUACAGCAAUGUCACGCACCACAACUCACAAUCCAACUACCCAUUUUACAACACAUAUGACAACUCCAGAGCCAACUACAACUUUCACAUUAUAUAAAACAACUCCAGAGCCAAUUACAGGUUUCAAAUCACAUAAGACAACUGACAAUCCAACUACCCAUUUCACAACACAUACGACAACUCGUGAGCCACCCACAUUUUUCGCAUCACAUAAGUUAACUCACAGUGCAACAACCCAUUUCACAUCACAAACAACAACUCGUGAGUCAACUACAACUUUCACAUUACAUACGACAACUGACAAUCCAACUACUCAUUUCACAACACAUAUGACAACUGAGCUAACUACAAGUUUUACAUCACAUAAGACAACUGACAAUCCAACAAACUAUUUCACAGCACAAAUGACAACUACAGAGCCAACUUCAACUUCCACAUUACACACAAUUCCUGAGCCAACUACAAAUUCCACAACACAUAAGAUAACUCACAAUCCAACUACCCAUUUCACAACACAAAUGACAACUCCAGAGCCAACUUCAACUUCCACAUUACACAUGACAACUCCUGAGCCAACUACAACUUCCAUGUUACACACGACAACUCCCAAGUCAACUACAACUUUCACAUUACACACGGCAACUCCAGAGUCAACUACAAAUUCCAUGUUACUCACGACAACUCCUGAGUCAACUACAACUUCCACAUUACACACGACAACUCCUGAGCCAACUACAACUUCCACAUUACACACGACAACUCCUGAGUCAACUACAACUUCCACAUUACACACGACAACUCCUGAGUCAACUACAACUUCCACAUUAGACACGACAACUCCUGAGUCAACUACAACUUCCACAUUACACACGACAACUCCUGAGUCAACUACAACUUCCACAUUACACGACAACACACGGACAACUCCUGAGUCAACUACAACUUCCACAUUACACAUGACAACUCCUGAGUCAACUACAACUUCCACAUUACACACGACAACUCCUGAGUCAACUACACCUUCCACAUUAGACACGACAACUCCUGAGUCAACUACAACUUCCACAUUCCUGAGUCAACUACAACUUCCACAUUACACACGACAACUCCAGACAACUCCUGAGUCAACUACAACUUCCACAUUACACACGACAACUCCAGAGCCAACUACAACUUCCACAUUACACACGACAACUCCUGAGUCAACUACAACUUCCACAUUACACACGACAACUCCAGAGCCAACUUCAACUUCCACAUUACACAGGACAACUCCUGAGUCAACUACAACUUCCACAUUAGUUACGACAACACAUGACAACUCCUGA